Messenger RNA from Ilyonectria robusta, 1908 nucleotides. RefSeq names its product Clr5 domain-containing protein. The transcript is spliced from 2 exons. Bases 262 to 1746 code for a protein of 494 amino acids. The record is from RefSeq and is a predicted model, not a curated record. Lineage: Eukaryota; Fungi; Ascomycota; Sordariomycetes; Hypocreales; Nectriaceae.
GCCAUGCACACGCACACACGCAGCGGUCCGGCAUGCCAAUGCCGAUACCGAUGCCGACACCAAGACUGCCAACACGCUCUGAGGCUCCCCGUGGCGGGUAUCCAAGUUGCGGCGGCUGAGAUUGCCGUUUGUGCCCCGACGAAACAAAGACCAGAACUGCAGAACCGCUGAGCCAGGCUCAGACUCAAAAGCAGAGUGCCAGAGAGAGAGGCUCAGGUCAGGCUCAGGUCAGGCUCGAGCUCACCCCCCUCGCCCUGCGACAUGAUGGCCGCAUUGCCAAUCUUGGCGCCCCGGCUCCCCGGCUGCCCUCCCGUCGUGGACGACAGAUCUUACACUAAAGAACACACCGAGGACGAGUGGGAGUCAAUGAGAGACCUCAUCAAGACCCUGUACAUUCGUGACAACCGCAAGCUGAAUGAGACCAUGGCCAUCCUGCAGGCUAGACAUGGAUUCGCCGCGACAGAACAAAUGUUUAAGAAGCGUUUAAAGAAGUGGAACUUGAGAAAGCGAACAUAUCGCAGGAGCCCAUCGGAGUCCACUACUUCCACUCCCACCACUCAGGCCCCAGAGUCGCCGGGUGUCAGCCACCACACAGAUGGGCACGAUGUAUUAGAGAAGCAGAGCCCAGACCGUGCCAACAAAGAUUCCAUGGCCCUGGUCCGUCCGUCAAAUACCGGACAGUAUGCAAACCUCGAGUUUGUUCUUGGCAGUGUCUUCACCUGGAGCCAGGCUAAGCUGGACUCUCACCACGUCAUCUCAGAUCCCAUGUCAAAAUACCUUGCGAAUCCGAACCACCCACCUAUCCAAGACAGUCGUACCAUGUAUCGAACCUUUGAGUUGGUCUUUGAUCUGUGGUUCCACGGGAAAGGGGACCUCGCUGGCAUGGCGGCACGAAGGGGUUUCUAUGUCCUCGAGUACGUCUUGACCGAUGACCAUCCCGACCUGGUCUGGCACUUCCUAGAUACCAUUUAUGAUAUGGUAGACCGAGGACACCUCCAGCUUCUUAGCAUGUUUCUGGAUCAUGCCACUGUGCUGGCACAACAUCAACUUCCCGCACAGCAUCCACUCGUCCGGAUUCUUCAGCAACUGAGAAAGUGUGAUUUCCAGACUGAUCAAGGACGAAAGUUCGUCUGCCACCUUUUGCGCCUGGCCUGGUUACGAAACGUGGACCUCCUGGCCGAACACAUCCCGACAUCGGGGGCACAACGCCUCUGGCUUUACGAGCAACUGAUUUGGGACGGGCGAACUCGGCUACGGAAAGGGAGUGACUUGGCCAAGAGGAGAGAAGCCAUGAACCGCGCCCUCGAAGCCAUGGCGGAAUCCGAAAAAGUAGCGGCCGCUGAAGACGAAUCGGAUCAGCUACGAAUCGAAGCACUCAUGCUUGAGUUUACCCAGAUGGAUCUGGGUGACAAGGUCAAAGCGGAGCAGUUGGCCAUCAACUUACUGAGCCGGACGAGUUCUAGCGAGUCAUCGAGAUCAAGUGACAGGUUCCAUGCAUAUGCCCGCAAGAUGCUGGCACGAGUCCACCAGGACAGGCAAGAAUGGGACACGGCAGAGGAGAACCUACGAUGUGCUGUCAGCAAGCGGGAGGCGGCGCACGGCACCAAUAACAAUUUGCGGGUGAUUCGAGACCUAUGGGUGCUCGCUGCCCAUUACCAAAAAGCUGGCCGACAAGAGGAUUCAGAGGCCAUAACUGCGGAUGCACUCUUGAGAGCGCAGAAAUACUUAGAGAGCGGCCUUGGGUAAGACUCAUGGAAGAGUCAGGUUGUUAGACGGUUCUUGACGGGGUUUCAUGGGUUAUAAAUGGAUUGGUUACAUCACGGGACGAGGGCUUGAAUAUACCACGAAUGCAUAUAAUUGGCUUAUCUAUAAACAAGAGGCAUCAUAUUCCCAUUCUCAUUCCAAAAA